CUAGGGUAUAUUUAUAUUCAACAGUACACCGGGCAUCCAGGAUUCCCGAUCCCAUCUCGGCACAAUCGAUUUUUUCAGAGGACACGUUCAGCCUGCCGCUGAUCAAAAGGGGCAGUAGAUAGUACGAAGAGAUUACAGGUGAUGCUUCUGAAAGGGUAACUUUAAGUGAGACCGGGCGGCAGAAGGAAGUCUAAACAUAUCCUCUGGAUUUCACAAUUUCAACGUAGUAUGAUAGUAGAUUGUACAAUCCAGAGCCAUGGAAAGUAUGCACACAGAACCAGCUCACGACUGAAGAUUUUGAAAGCGCGAUCAGAUUGAAUGAAGGCACCACGCCCACAACCUGAAUCCACACCGAGGAGAAACUACUACAUGCAAACCUUUCUUCAGAGGCUAGGGAAGCUCACAAUCAUGGCUCCGAACAUUAACACUUUUACUUCUAUAGUAUUCUUGGUAGUCGUCCUUACCUUGGUCAAAAUUGGCGCCUUUCUAACCCAGCCUACUGUCGUGGUCGUGAUAGACCAGGACAUCGACUUGUACUACAACCAAAACCUGAAACACAUAUUUGAGAAUAUGCACAAGUUUGCUGAUAGAGACAAGAAGAAGCAGGAGGUUGUCUUCACUGUCGUUGAGGCAAGGAAUGACACCGAUGUGCUUGACGAAGUUUGCGCACUUUUGCAUUCUGGGGCGGUGGCUUUGAUUGACAUGUCCACUCCAAGUCUGUCGCCCCUGCUUAGGUCUACCUGUUCAUCCAUGGGGCUGACCUACAUUUCUGUUGUGGACAGGUCUUACUUCAACCAUCCUAUAGAGAGCAAAGGAACAGAGUUGAUGAUUGAACCGCCGGCCUCCCAGAUGUUGAAGGUUGUGGCGGACAUAGCGAAAAAGGAGCAACUCAACAACAUAGCCAUUAUUUACGAUGAAACAUUUGGUGGACGAAGCCCUAGCUUUUGACAUCGGCCGCAUCGUGACGCUGGCUCUGGAGGCAGUCCCCAACGUACAGAAUAUCGUGAAGGUCAGCUGCGACAACGGCACAGACCCCACGCCAGCCAGCCUUAAGCAGAGUGCAGAGCUCACCAAUGAACUGACCGUGGUGUCUAUUCCUGGAGUCCUAGGACCCUUGUCCUGGAGCGAGCAGAGCCAGGCCCUCCGGUACAACAUGACGCUACUGCUCAGCGAGAUGUUCUUUGAGAGCGGGAUUCUCAAGAGCAAAGACCAGGUGGCUAACUGGACCCAAGCUGGAGGACUCCAGCUGGACGUGCCUACUCUGCAGAAAGCCAACAAGAAGAAGAGAUAUCGCAUUGUCACUGUGGCGGGGAUCCCGCCGUUCGUGUACAAGGAAGAGCCCAUCAACAGCACUGGCCCACCUGUGUAUAAAGGCUACUGUAUCGACCUACUGGAAAGAAUCGCCCAGGACAUGAACUUUGAUUACGAAAUCCACGAUGUGGAAAUUGUGGGCUCGAUGGACGAUGAUGGUAACUGGUCAGGAGUUAUCAAAGAACUCAUCGACAAUAAAGCUGAUAUUGCUGUCGGUCCCAUAUCCGUAAUGGCUGAAAGAGAGAACGUCAUCGAUUUCACAGUUCCUUACUACGAUCUGGUCGGGCUGACCAUUCUGAUGAGGAAACCUCGAUUCGAUUACUCCCUAGUCAAGUUUCUCAACGUGUUGGACGAAGAGGUGUGGGGAUGUAUCAUCGGCGCCUUCUUCCUCUUCAGCAUUCUCAUCUGUGUCUUCGAUAAGCUCAGCCCUUUCAGUUACCAGAACAGGAAAAACCAGUGGAAGAGCAGUGGCUCCGAGCCCAGGGUAUUUACACUCAAAGAGGGAGUCUGGUUCUGUAUGAUGUCCUUGACUCCACAAGGUGGUGGAGAAACUCCCAAGGCCUUGUCCGGCCGGCUCAUUGCAGCCACUUGGUGGUUGUUUGGCUUCAUAAUCAUCGCCACCUACACCGCCAACCUCGCUGCUUUUCUCACAGUAUCGCGUUUGGAAACUCCCAUUGAGUCAUUGGAUGACCUGUCGGAACAGUUUAAAGUGCAGUACGCCCCAAUGAACGGGAGCACGGCGAUGAUCUACUUCAAGAGAAUGGCGCACAUCGAGCACCGCUUUUACGAAAUCUGGAAAAACAUGAGUCUGAACGACAACCUUGCCGCGGUAGAACGUGCCCAACUGGCCGUGUGGGACUACCCCGUGAGCGACAAGUACACGAAGCUCUGGCAGACCAUGCAGGACUCACAUUUUCCCUCCAACAAGACAGAAGCAGUUCAUCGCGUUCUGAACGAGGAUUUCGCUUUUAUUUCUGAUGCUACGACCAACAAGUACCAGACGCUGAUCAACUGUGACCUGUGGCAGGUCGGAGAGGAAUUCUCCAGAAAACCUUACGCAUUGGCCGUGCAGGAAGGUUCUCCACUCCGGAGUCAGCUCUCCAACAUUAUUCUGAAACUUAUCAACCAGCGGGCCUUGGAGGAGAUGAAGACAAAAUGGUGGAAGGAAGAUGAGAAGGAGUGUCCUAAACUGGAGAACGAGACCGAUGGAAUCAGCAUCCGUAACAUUGGCGGCGUCUUCCUCGUCAUUGUGAUCGGGUCUGGCCUCUCCCUCAUCACACUGGCUUUUGAGUGCUACUGGUACAGACUUCGUCCUGAACGGAAGACUUUGAGUAAGAUGUACAACGGUCGGAGCAAAGACACCAACAGCCAAGGUCAGCUGACGACGUCUGGCACGGCCACCAGUGUGUUGGCCUCGGACAGUCAGAUGAGCAAAGAGAACCAGAGGAACAACAAGCUGGAGACCGGGGGCCUGGACUCUGGCUUUGUGAACACAGGCUUUGAGCUCAACGGGGGCGGGCUGGACUCAGGCUUUACCUCUGACAGAAUCAUCGAACGGACACACACGGAGUGGUUUUGAAACCUCUGAUGAAGCACCUCGUGAAGACGGCACGCUAGUGUUUUACUCCCAGCACGGUGACACAGAGGGCAGUUUGAGCUGGAUCCGACUGUGAAUCGUGACGGCGUUCCUGGCGUGUUUGCGAUGGCUCUCUUAGUAUCAUACAAUAAAACCAUUGUUUGUGUUCCCAUACAACCCCAAUACCAAAUAACCAAAUCCUUUUGCUCUAGGCAUUAGGUAAUUAUUGUUACAAGCCGUUGCCAUUGCAUAUUAUUGUUCGGAGAGAUGUAGAAACAUGCGUUUUGAAGUAACUUAAAAUUAACGUGCUUAACGUUUUAUGUGCUUAAGGGCCCUUUUCACAUAGACUAUUACAAUCUUUUCUCUGAAAUUUCACAUAGCCCAGUUAUCACCUAACAGGCGGGAUAGAGGCAGCCCGUCUCCCAAAUGAUGCUAUUUGCGUCUAUGAGGGUAUAUAAUUUAUAAUUAGUUAUAAUCGUUUUUAUUUGGGGGAAGAGGGAGGAGGGCAAAUGCACUCACUUUGCUUAAUUAUAGGAGACAUAGACAUCACAAUAUGUGCGUACAAAUGCAUGUAUUGUAAAAAAAAAAUGCAUCUUUCUCGUUGAGAAUAUCUUAGCAGUAUCGUCAUAAGUAACCCCUCCAAGACAUGCUUUGGUAACGACAGGCAUCUGCAAAUGCACUUUGAGCAAGAUUUGUUUUGUGUAUAUUGAAUCUUACCAAACUCGAUUUGUAGCAACAUUUGAAAACAUUGCAUUUCUUCUCUGAAGUGUUCAUUUUGAUUUUUCCAUACCUUGCUCUAUGUCAUACAUAAAGACUUCAGCGGGAAAACUAGUGAUCUCCAAACCAUAGCCCUUUUCCACAGAUCUCCGCCGUACAAACCAAUCAUGACGUACUAAAAUGAAAUAACCGCUAAAAAAUGUUUCAACAGCAAAACACAAAGUCUUCUAAGAAUUUUAAUUGUCAUUUAGUGGAAAAAAUGGGACAUCGCUAGUUUUCCUCUGUCGUCUUCACGUGUUUUCGUACGAAUUGGUGGCUGACGAACAGAAAAUCUCGCCAGCCAUUUUUUGUUUUGUCUCUUACAAAGGAAACCGAGCAGACUAUAAGGUUUUCAUAAUGUUGAGUCUGUUGACAUAAGUGCUUUAUUCUUAUCGCACAUAUUAAGCUAGUUCUUGAACAUUCCAUAGCCGUAUGUGAUGUUUGAUUGUUCAAAAUGUUAGUCUCGUCCAUUUAGUUGUUUUAGCUGUAACUGUUGUUGGAAUUUCUAUUGUUUUUAUAGUUGUUGGUAAUGACAUCGUUGUUUCUGUUCUCAUUUUUGUCUGUGCAGAAGUUUCUUGUGUUGUUGCUGUUGCUGUUGUUUUUGUGGUGUUGUUAUUGUUGUUGUUAUUGUUGUUUUUGUUGUUGUUGUUGUUGCUGCUGCUGCUGCUGUAAUUGUUCCUGGAAUUGUUUACCUAUCCUUCUAUCCUUCUAUAAUUCCCAUUGUUUUUGUCGUUGAUAAUGUUGCUUUUUUUUCAUUCUCCUUAGCUAUGGUUGUCACGGUCAAGUUGUUGAUGUUGUUGCUGUAGACUGUUCCUGUAUCUCUCGAAGUAAUCUGAAGACACUGGUCUAUGAGAUUUUAUUGUCUCCGGCUGAUCAAUAUUGGUUCCGGGUUUUGUUUUGUUUUUUGUUUUGUUUUGGGGUUUUUACAGUAUAAAUCCGCACAAAAUAAGAAUACAAUUGCAAGAACAUAUUUUUCGUACAUUUUAUCUGUUCCAUACUAAUGUCAUUCGCUGAACGUUUACUGGAUAUGAAAAGAUACGAGUGGUUAAUGGAUGCCAUUUGUUGGCUUUUUUUCACUAUACGUACCUCGUUUCUAUUUAUUGAGCUUGCUCUUUUUCCGAAAUACUUACUGCCCGUGUGUGUGUAUUCAUGUGUAGACGCAGUGCGAGAUGAAACUGAGUACUGCGGACUGUACAGUUGAACAAUUUUCGAUACACAAAAUUAAUCCUCUGGUAAGAAAUGUCCUGUUUCUAAAGUUAUCUUGAAAGAGCAAGCCAGAGUUUCCUGUAUUUAUAAGAAUAUAAAUUUCAAGACGCUGUUGUCUUUUUACUCUUUAAGAUAACAAACAGUGUAGUUUUCCGCUCUGUUUUCAAGGAAGCUGACAUAAGACGUAUAAUUUUUAUUUGGUUUGUAAAGUAUGUAAGACAUAAAGUUCGGAAUUAUAUCAACACAUCUGUAAACGUUUGAAUACAAAAUCCAGAUAUCUAUUCCUUUUUUAUUUUUCAUGAAUGCACUCUUCAUUUUAUGUCGAGAAUUGUUCUAACUCAAUUUCCAUUGACAGCGCAAAUUCUUUCAAUUCGAAUAAAGUGCAGUUAUAGCUCUGUCAUGAAUGAUUGCCUCAUGAAAGUCAUUUAAAGUAAUUCUCGAAACGUAUUUGAAAGUUAAUAGAUACGGUCGGAAUUGUUCAAGACGGCCACCCAUUAUCGAUGAGAAAAAUGUGAAAGGUGGUCGUGUUGGACAGUGUCAUUCUGAUAUUUAAAUUAAAAGCACUCAAUUGGGGAAGUAGGAAGUGUUUGUUUUUUUAGGUGAUUGUCUUGCACAAGUGGUCGUUAGAGUAGGUUCAACUGUGCUUUUUUUCUGCUUGGAGAUAUCCCACAAAGCCAGUGUUUUCCCAAAUGGCAAAAUUGAAGCAGCACAAUUAUUCUGAGGAGGCGUGAUACAACAGAAGAACAAGAUACGAGUUCUGGAAGGACUUGAAUUCAAAGGAAUGAGAAGGAAGCAAGCACUCGUAAAGGUUUUUACCAGCAUCACCCCAAGCGCAAUCACCAUCUCGCCCACACUCUCUUUCGUAUGUUUCUUCUACCUACCCCCCCCCAUCCCCACUUUGUUUUUAGUUAUCCCCCAUCUGUUGUUACGCUAAAGUCAGAAUCAUGUGCAAAAUCGUUUUCUGUGAUCAUGAUCAUCAUGUUUUGAUUUUAUAAUAAAAGAACAAAAGGCA
Messenger RNA from Aplysia californica (California sea hare), 5861 nucleotides. RefSeq names its product ionotropic receptor 25a. Gene Ontology annotation, cellular component: plasma membrane; postsynaptic membrane. Gene Ontology annotation, molecular function: transmitter-gated monoatomic ion channel activity involved in regulation of postsynaptic membrane potential; glutamate-gated receptor activity. Gene Ontology annotation, biological process: modulation of chemical synaptic transmission; synaptic transmission, glutamatergic; monoatomic ion transport. NCBI's taxonomy places the organism in Eukaryota, Metazoa, Mollusca, Gastropoda, Aplysiida, Aplysiidae. The record is from RefSeq and is a predicted model, not a curated record.